Messenger RNA from Esox lucius (northern pike), 3458 nucleotides. It is a transcript of the gene adra1d, whose product is annotated as adrenoceptor alpha 1D. The transcript has 2 exons. Gene Ontology annotation, cellular component: membrane. Lineage: Eukaryota; Metazoa; Chordata; Actinopteri; Esociformes; Esocidae. Bases 433 to 1983 code for a protein of 516 amino acids. Gene Ontology annotation, biological process: phospholipase C-activating G protein-coupled receptor signaling pathway; cell-cell signaling; adenylate cyclase-activating adrenergic receptor signaling pathway. Gene Ontology annotation, molecular function: alpha1-adrenergic receptor activity. The record is from RefSeq and is a predicted model, not a curated record.
UCUCACUAAAACGAUGCCACCAAUGGAAUACCAUCUGACCAUACAGUGCUACGGCAAUAGACAAUUAAAUGCAGUAGUACUUCAUUUUUGACUUUCUGACAUUGCUCUUGGCUAUUGCUUAAAGCCAAUGAAGCAGAAAAAUGAAGAAUAGUUUUCACCUUUCCAUCCUGCAUUUCCAGAAAGAAAAGUGUUCGUGAAAUUGCGCGUCAAUUAUUUCUUUUUUUGUAAAAGUGAACGAAUUUAUUGGGAGGCACAACCUGCCUACUAUUGGAGCAGUUUGUAAAUCGCAAAACAUGCACAAUAUAUUUUAAAAAUAAUUUAUCAUUCCGCAUGGCUGGAAUAUUUUAAAUAAGAUAAAACUGAAAAAAGUAUGAAUACCACUUUGUUUUCCCUCGGAAUCAAAGUCUGAAGUUUUCUUUAUGGAGUUUCAAAAUGACCUGUUCUAAUUUGAACGUAAGCAAUGACGGAAUCUACUUUGAGGAAUCUUUCCUGGACCAAAUCGUAUUCCCAGGCAACAGCACUAACUCCUCGACCUGCACAAACAUUGCCCUGGACCCGCAUGUCAUUGCUGUCGGGGUUUUUCUAUCCGUGUUUAUCUUGGUGGCUAUCGUCGGGAACAUUUUGGUUAUUCUAUCGGUUUUCUGCAAUAGACAUUUACAGACUGUGACCAACUUCUUCAUAGUCAACUUGGCCAUAGCGGAUUUGUUAUUAAGCAUUAUUGUGCUGCCCUUCUCCGCGUCUCUGGAGGUGUUUGGAUGCUGGGUGUUCGGCCGGGUCUUCUGCAACAUCUGGGCAGCGGUGGAUGUCCUCUGCUGCACUGCGUCCAUCCUCAGCCUUUGUAUUAUCUCCAUAGACAGGUACAUCGGGGUCAAACACUGCCUCAAAUACCCUAGCAUCAUGACAGAGAAGAAAGCCGCGGUCAUUCUUGUGGUGGUCUGGGUCUCCUCUAUGGUCAUCUCCAUUGGACCGCUGCUGGGAUGGAAGGAACCCCCGCCGACUGAUGAGAGCGUCUGCCGCAUCACCGAAGAGCCGGGUUAUGCCCUUUUCUCCUCGCUCUUUUCCUUCUACCUCCCGCUUAUGGUCAUCCUCGUGAUGUAUUUUAGGGUCUACGUGGUGGCGAGGAGGACUACCAAGAGUUUAGAAGCAGGGGUCAAACGGGAGAGAAAUAAGUCAAUGGAAGUGGUGCUUCGGAUACACUGUCGGAGCGUUAUAGAGGAUACUUCCAAAAGUAAACACCACCCAUUCAGGAGUUCGCUGUCCGUGCGCUUGGUGAAGUUCUCCAGGGAAAAGAAGGCUGCUAAAACCCUGGCGAUUGUCGUUGGGAUGUUCAUCCUGUGUUGGCUACCGUUUUUCUUUGUAUUACCACUGGGCUCCUUUUUCCCAGCGCUGAAACCGUCAGACGUGGUCUUCAAGGUCAUCUUCUGGCUGGGCUACUUCAACAGCUGCAUCAACCCGUUCAUCUACCCGUGCUCCAGCAAAGAGUUCCAGCGUGCCUUCACCCGGCUCCUCCGCUGCCAGUGCACGCGCCGCCGCCGGGUCUUGCGCCGCUUCUACGAUCAGCGGUGGCGCACGGCCGUUAAAGACCACCCCCACCAGGGCGUGGGUGGCGUGGACCUCGCUGCCAUGGGCAGCAUGUGUUCUGCCCGGGGGGAGGACUUCGGCUCGGAAUACGCCAUCCACCACGAGUCGUGCGACGGCUCUCAUUACUACAAGGGCGCUAAAGGGUGCUCGCUGAGCUUUAAGCGGUGGAGACUCUUCCCGCCACUGCAGAAGUCAUCGUUUCAGCUCAAGGAGAAGAUGAACAAUCUGUCCAAUAAGAUUAAAGGCGUCCCGGGUGGGAAGGGAGGCGUGACGACACCCGCCCUAGCCAGGACUGACAUCGACACUGUAUCCAUGGGGAUUUAUAACGACGUAGCUGAGCAGAGCAGCUAUCAGAUCUACGACCUCACCGAGUGCUACAGCCUGAAGGAGACCGACAUCUAGGUCCUGGAGUGACAGUCCAAGGGACAAUGUAGAUGUCAUAGUUUACUGUCAUCCAAUUGUUUAAGGAUAGUUUCACUUUAUUACAACUUAAUGUAAAGGGAUCCUUACCCUGAAAAUAGUGUAAGGACUAUGACAGACUGUAAUCUACAGUUCAGUUUCCUUCAAACAGCCAUUGCUUCAGUACAUUUAUGGAAGUAAUGGGGUAAAUAAGAAUUAUUUUACAACAAAAAUACAGAAUCCCUGGAUUUUAACUACAAGUUACUUAAAGGUGAUUUGAUCAUUCGAGAAAAAAACAAAGAAUGAAUGAAUAUUGUUUUGGGCCACUAAACUACUUUCAGGGUGAGGAACUACUUAAAAUUAUGUUGUAAAAACGUGAAUUGCCCUUUAAACAUUUAUAGACAUUUGUUGACAUUACAAGUGAAAUAAUUUGAUGAUUUUAAUGAGGUUCAUCAUCAGGAAUAACAGAGUCUUAAAGUGCCCAGACUAUGUUUGGUGUUUUGAAUCAAAAAGUGAUCGAAAUAACAGCUUAUUAUUUGCGACAUGGAAUGAAACGAGGAAAUUCCACAAAUAUGAGAUUGGAGCGGGGAUAUCAUGGGACAAUUUGACCAGCAGAGAAACAUGGCUGGAGUGGAAGAUUUUCCUUCAAAGAUUAACAGAGAAGAUUGUUUGGACAAUUUUGAUAAACAUUUUGAACAAAAGAUUGAGAAUUUCUAUUUCUGAAAGUGGCUGACUUUGAUCCAAGCACAACUUGCUUCAAAAUGUGAUAUCAAACCUUAAUGAUUGCCAUUUCUUUAAGUAGAAUUUACUACUUUGAGUGGUAUUUAAAAAAGUGACUGUAAAAAGGCAUUUUCUGGACAGGUGGCAUACCCACGCACCUGGCCAGACAUGAAGCUGACAUCUCAAUGUUAGUCUGUGGCCUUUGAGCAUUCUCACUCUCAACUCCAAACAGCUCAGCCCCUAUAACCAGCAGCAUGGAUACAUGAUUUCACAACAUUUGAACUAUUUUACCACAAACUUCAGAUGCCCUUUUACUCUGGUGUUUGACCAUUCAGAUCAACUUGACAUGAGGGGAAACAAACAAAUACCACAAAAGUGAACAGCACUGAAAUACUUUUAUGAUUCAAGACAUUUUGCAGGCCAUUUCAGGACGAUGUAAUUAAACAUAGAGAAAGGUAUGGGUAAUAUAUUUAAUAAAUAAUAAAAUAACUUUGUUAGGUGACUGACUGAAGUUAACAAAGUUGACUAUAUAUGAGGAUGUGGGAAGAGUAUCAUGCAGAAUGUAUGUUAACUGCCCAUAACGCCAGAGACUAUAGGCCAUUUGACUUUGAAAUGGACUUGGAGAAUCAAAGCCAUGAACCCACUGAUUACAGUACUUGUCUUUUAUUUGUAUUGCCAAAAAGAAGCUUUGGUUUGUUUGUAUUUGCUGAUGGUUCAAUGGCGUGUGUCUGUCAGUGUCAAGCAAAAUAAAAUUGAAU